Messenger RNA from Zootermopsis nevadensis, 1743 nucleotides. RefSeq names its product beta-keto L-gulonate decarboxylase. Gene Ontology annotation, molecular function: hydrolase activity, acting on ester bonds; zinc ion binding. Gene Ontology annotation, cellular component: nucleus. The record is from RefSeq and is a predicted model, not a curated record. NCBI's taxonomy places the organism in Eukaryota, Metazoa, Arthropoda, Insecta, Blattodea, Termopsidae.
CUCACGCGUUCCGUGCCUAUGAUCGGAAAAAUACAACCUGUUGAGUAACAGUGCUAAAAUUCUUGUCUGGAAGUAAGGAUGCUAUUUUGGCUCAACGCGGAUUACCCGCUGUAAAUCACGAUCAUUCGGAUGUGGGCGCAUUUAUUAAAGCUGCAAAGAAAAACACAUUUCUUGAAACUCUACUGUCAUCUGAAGAAAGAAUCGGUCCUUGAAAUUUUCCAACAGGUGCUUGACCAGGAAUUAUUUGUGAAAAGUCAAAAUGCGUUGGUUUCCUGUUAGGGAAAGUACCUCAGCAAAGAAGUGAGAAGUAUCAUAAAGACAAAUAUGGCUGCUACUGUGAUAAAAAAUCCACCAGUUGCAAGUAAAUCUUUGUUUGUUCCUCCCCUUGAGGAACUUGUUGAAGUGCUGGGUAGUGGUUUAGUAUCCAACUUUGAAACAGUCAGAGUUGAAAUUGUAGAUUGUCCUGAUCUUACAAAGGAGCCUUUCACUCUAGCAUGUAAAGGUUUGGGAGGAAAACCAAGGUUGGUUGAAAUUGGUGGGCCACCCUACUUGCUUCCUUUAGUUCGGAGGGAAAAACUCUAUAAUAUGUCUGACAUAGGUAAGCUUACAGAUGUUGAACCAACCUUCCUGAUAGGAGCAGGUGCUGGACCAUGGCCAUAUGCUGGGGUAAACUGUGAGAUGAUGGUCAAUCUUGAAGUGAAAGGAGGAAAAGUUAAUAAUCACACAAGAAUAUCAAAAAUUAAUAUCAAAGAUGGCAGCUGUAUAUUGGAACGUCUUCCUGAUACUGAAACGCGUUGUGCCUUGCUUGCUAAUAUCUUCUGUAGUGAAGGAAAGCCUGGAAAAGUUCUUCAAGUGAGCUGUAAGAAACGAAUCGGAAAUGACGACUUCAUUGCCAGUAUAAGGAAAUCUCUUCAAGCCCAUUACAAAGAGAAGGCUGUUGGUCUUGGUGGAACUUUUCUUCUUAAAGAGGGGAAAGCCAAGCAACACAUAAUGCCAGAGUUUUCAGUUACACCCAUUAAUACUGAUGAAGAAGUUGAAAAAUGGCUUCAUUUUUACAACAUGUCUGCACCUCUCAUUGCUGUUGGAACACUAGCAUCAGCUGACCCUGGUUUAGAUCUGAGGCUUCAACACUUUCACAGUUUUAGUCACCAUGGUGAAGGUGGACAUUACCAUAUUGAUACAGAGCCUGAUAAUGUUGAAUAUUUGGGAUAUUUUGCACUUGGUGAAUAUGUAUACCGUAUAGACCAGCCUACAGACACACAUCAUGUGGGAAGAGAUUGAACAUGUUCCUUUUGUUUUCAAGAAAGAACAUAUCUAACAGAUCCCACUGGAAGAAAGGGUGUUAUAUACUUAUAAAACAAUGCCUACAAUUUUAAUAUGAAUAUUUUACCAAGUAAACUGGGUAGAUUUAUUCAUGGGCUACAGAAUAUAUAGUUUGUAUGAAGAGAAACAAACAAUAACCUGCACUUUUCUGUGAUGAAAUGUAUUUACAGAAUUUUGAGGGUCUUUAAUGGCUAGUUCAGUUGCUAUCACAUAUCUGAGGAGCAGAAACAAAGGGUCAUAUAAAAUACAUAUUUUUUUGCACUUGUAUCUUUGGCAUUUCAUUGUUAUGGUGUGAAUGUAUAAAAUGAUAUAGUUUUCAAAAAUAAUUUUAAACCAAGAUAAUUUUUGGGUUAUGUGUUUUUAAUUUUUAUACACUUUAUUGCAUUUGUUAACGUAAAUAAAAUUUGGACUGGUAUCAAA